Odobenus rosmarus divergens (Pacific walrus) is the source of this 1429-nucleotide messenger RNA. It is a transcript of the gene RASGEF1C, whose product is annotated as RasGEF domain family, member 1C. Lineage: Eukaryota; Metazoa; Chordata; Mammalia; Carnivora; Odobenidae. Bases 29 to 1429 code for a protein of 466 amino acids. Gene Ontology annotation, molecular function: guanyl-nucleotide exchange factor activity. The transcript has 14 exons. The record is from RefSeq and is a predicted model, not a curated record. Gene Ontology annotation, biological process: Ras protein signal transduction; positive regulation of GTPase activity. Gene Ontology annotation, cellular component: plasma membrane.
GGGGCGGGGGGGUGGGGGGCGGAUAGGCAUGCCCCGGACACUGAGCGCCUCCGACAUGAUCACCCCCAGCAGCCCUGGCACACCCCCCACCGAGCCCACGGAUGGCGAGCAGUCCGGGCAGCCCCUCCUGGAUGGGGCUCCCUCAUCAGCCUCCUUGGACACCCUGAUCCAGCACCUGGUGCCCACGACUGACUACUACCCCGAGAAAGCCUACAUCUUCACCUUCCUCCUGAGCGCCCGCCUCUUCAUAGAGCCCCGGGAGCUCCUGGCCCGCGUCUGCCACCUGUGCAUUGAGCAACAGCAACUGGACCAGCCCGUGCUGGACAAGGCUCGGGUCCGGAAGUUUGGCCCCAAACUGCUCCAGUUGUUGGCCGAAUGGACGGAGACAUUCCCGCGGGACUUCCAGGAGGAGUCGACCAUCGGGCACCUGAAGGACGUGAUGGGCCGCAUUGCCCCCUGUGACGAGGCAUACCGAAAGAGGAUGCACCAGCUCCUGCAGGCUCUGCACCAGAAGCUGGCCGCUCAAGGCCAGGGCCCGGAAGGCCUGCUGGGUGCCGACAAGCCCAUCUCCUACAGGACCAAGCCGCCGGCCUCCAUCCACCGGGAGCUCCUCGGCAUCUGCAGUGACCCCUACACUCUGGCCCAGCAGCUGACCCACGUGGAGCUGGAACGGCUGCGGCACAUCGGGCCUGAGGAGUUUGUCCAGGCUUUUGUGAACAAGGACCCUUUGGCCAGCACAAAGCCUUGUUUCAGUGACAAGACUAACAAUCUGGAGGCUUACGUGAAAUGGUUCAACAGACUGUGCUACCUCGUGGCGACUGAGAUCUGCAUGCCGGCCAAGAAGAAGCAGAGGGCCCAGGUGGUGGAGUUCUUCAUCGACGUGGCCCGUGAGUGCUUCAACAUUGGCAACUUCAACUCUCUGAUGGCCAUCAUCUCCGGCAUGAACAUGAGCCCCGUCUCCAGGCUGAAGAAGACCUGGGCCAAAGUGAAGACUGCCAAGUUUUUCAUCCUCGAGCACCAGAUGGACCCAACAGGGAAUUUCUGCAACUACAGGACAGCCCUGCGGGGGGCAGCCCAUCGCUCCCUGACUGCCCACAGCAGCCGGGAGAAGAUCGUCAUUCCCUUCUUCAGCCUGCUCAUCAAGGACAUCUACUUCCUGAACGAGGGCUGUGCCAACCGCCUCCCCAAUGGACACGUCAACUUUGAGAAAUUUCUGGAGCUGGCCAAGCAGGUUGGAGAGUUCAUCACAUGGAAACAAGUGGAGUGUCCCUUUGAGCAAGACCCCAGCAUCACCCACUACCUGCACACCGCUCCCAUCUUCAGCGAGGAUGGUCUUUAUUUGGCUUCUUAUGAAAGUGAGAGCCCAGAGAACCAAACAGAAAAAGAGAGGUGGAAAUCUCUAAGAUCUUCUAUUUUGGGGAAGACGUGA